This is a messenger RNA of Oncorhynchus gorbuscha (pink salmon), 2637 nucleotides long. Its product is annotated as transmembrane protein 272-like. The transcript has 2 exons. The coding region runs from base 132 to 557 and encodes 141 amino acids. The record is from RefSeq and is a predicted model, not a curated record. Lineage: Eukaryota; Metazoa; Chordata; Actinopteri; Salmoniformes; Salmonidae.
UCUGGGGAGAUGCACUUAUUGGUUUUGGUGCUGUAUUUGUUAUAUUGAGUUAUGUUGAUAAACUAAUGAACUAUUGAUGAUGUUUAACCCCUGCAGGUGUGAAGUCUAUAGACGACUGCCCUGUUCAGCCAAUGAUUCCUCUCUACCUGCUGGUGGGCGGGGUUAUUGGCAGUGUAAAGGUCACGCUGCUCCUGUACGACACCACCCGCAUGAGGUCGCUCAUCUCCAAGACGGUCGUCAUCGGCGAUGACGAUGCCGACGAGUAUCCAUGGAGACAGAACGCAAACAAGUAUUACUUGCACGUCAUCCUCAGCCUGUUCCUGUUCGUCUGGUUCCUUCUGGGGAACUACUGGGUGUUCUCUGUGUUCCAGCCUAACUUCAUCACACCCUUCCACCAGCCACAGGACUACUGCAGGAAGUCUCUGUACCUAUUUGCUGUGUUUGUGUUGACGCUCAGCCACACCGUGCUGCUCCUGCUACUCUGCUGUGGGGUCUGUGUACACGUCUGCUCUCAGACCAGCACCAGGGACGACUACGGGGAUAGUGAUGAAGACUGAGUGACUGACUGGCUGGCUGGAUGACUGACUCAGAGAAGCAUACAGAUGUAGGAUUUUAAUUUGAUCAUCCUGUUUUCGCAGGAAUGUUCUUGCGCAGCAGGAAAUACAAGCUUGUAGUUUAUCUGAGUUUUAAAAGGGCUUCUGAAGUUUGUAAUUUCCACUUUGAAAUUUCAGACUUGAUUUUCCCUUACAAAAUUAUAAUGUAAUGUCCAGUAAUUAUAAUCCACGUAAUAAUUUACAUUUCCUGUUUCCUGCUGUAGCAAACUGUCUCAAAUAAAGAUCCUACAUCUGUACAGAAAGAUUGUAGAGCACUGGGGCAUUGCAGUUAGAUGGUUCUGUAGUUAGUAGAACAGUGGAGAAUUGCAGUUAGAUGGUUCUAUAGUUAGUAGAACAAUGGGGCAUUGCAGUUAGAUGGUUCUGUAGUUAGUAGAACAGUGGGGCAUUGCAGUUAGAUGGUUCUGUAGUUAGUAGAACAGUGGGGCAUUGCAGUUAGAUGGUUCUGUAGUUAGUAGAACAGUGGGGCAUUGCAGUUAGAUGGUUCUAUAGUUAGUAGAACAGUGGGUCAUUGCAGUUAGAUGGUUCUAUAGUUAGUAGAACAGUGGGUCAUUGCAGUUAGAUGGUUCUGUAGUUAGUAGAACAGUGGAGCAUUACAGUUAGAUGGUUCUGUAGUUAGUAGAACAGUGGGACAUUGCAGUUAGAUGGUUCUAUAGUUAGUAGAACAGUGGGUCAUUGCAGUUAGAUGGUUCUGUAGUUAGUAGAACAGUGGAGCAUUACAGUUAGAUGGUUCUGUAGUUAGUAGAACAGUGGGACAUUGCAGUUAGAUGGUUCUAUAGUUAGUAGAACAGUGGGGCAUUGCAGUUUGAUGGUUCUGUAGUUAGUAGAACAGUGGAGCAUUGCAGUUAGAUGGUUCUGUAGUUAGUAGAACAGUGGGGCAUUGCAGUUAGAUGGUUCUGUACUUAGUAGAACAGUGGAGCAUUACAGUUAGAUGGUUCUGUAGUUAGUAGAACAGUGGAGCAUUACAGUUAGAUGGUUCUGUAGUUAGUAGAACAGUGGGGCAUUGCAGUUAGAUGGUUCUGUAGUUAGUAGAACAGUGGGGCAUUACAGUUAGAUGGUUCUGUAGUUAGUAGAACAGUGGGGCAUUACAGUUAGAUGGUUCUGUAGUUAGUAGAACAGUGGAGCAUUGCAGUUAGAUGGUUCUGUAGUUAGUAGAACAGUGGGGCAUUACAGUUAGAUGGUUCUGUAGUUAGUAGAACAGUGGAGCAUUGCAGUUAGAUGGUUCUAUAGUUAGUAGAACAGUGGGGCAUUGCAGUUUGAUGGUUCUGUAGUUAGUAGAACAGUGGAGCAUUGCAGUUUGAUGGUUCUAUAGUUAGAAGAACAGAGCGACAGGUGAGGUUGGGUGUGUAAUGUCUGGGAGAUAUGAGCGCAGGGAAAGACUCACCUUAGCAUAACUAACAGAAGUUCUAGGACUCUAUAUGUGACCUAGACAGUUGCACUAGGAAAGAAGAGUAAUUCUGGUGGCAGCUCCCAAACAAAUCUGUGAAAUCUACAUGUAUCAUAUGUAACCAUACAGGUGGGCCUAGGAGCCUGUUGUUAACUUGACUGCAUCAUGUGUGGGUGUUUUUGUGCAAUGUAAUUGUCUUUUUAGAUAUUAAAUUACACAAAUGAAACAUGUACUACAAUUAUACAUAUGUUUCAUGUACUUUUUAGGGUCUGAAAUGAAUUUACAAGGCAUGUUAUAUAUACAGUUCCAGAUCAACAUUUGAUCAAUACAGAUGUCAGCAUGUACAGUAUAUUGUGUUUAACUCAAUGUAGGAUUUUAGCACUAAUAUUUAUUAAUUCAUGUUUGCACUUUCUAUAUGAUUUUAAUUCAUUUUGUUUGUCAGGAGGCAAUGUGCACUGUUACAUUAGGCUCUUGACUUGUGGAAGAUACCUUUUGAACGCCGCCAAUCUAACAGUACAGCAAUAUUACUGCACCAUCUAGUGGUAAAAUCAAGUACUAUGAAAGCGUAAUCUCACGACAGCUCAUUUUUAAAAUGUCAUUAUCUUUAGUGGGUGUGAUGAAUAAUCUCUCAAUUAGUUC